UCUACAAGAUGCCUAACGAUAUAUGACUCCUAAUUUUGUGAGCUUACAAGUCAUGAUAGUUGGAGUGGUAUUGAUGGAAUGAUUGUAGAUUUACAUUCUAUCUAAUUAGUUGACGAGAAGUAUCUAUAUGCUGCUAUUUCCUUUGUGAAAUCUCAUACAAUUUUCUGUAAUAUAUCGCAUAAGUAAUUAAUAUUAAGUCAUGCCUGCUUAUAUGCAGAUUCUUGAAAUGGACACUUACAGAUAUCACGGACAUUCCAUGUCUGAUCCUGGAAGCACCUAUCGAACCCGUGAUGAAAUUUCUGGUGUUAGACAGGAGCGUGAUCCAAUUGAAAGAAUUAGGAAACUAAUAUUGUCUCAUGACCUAGCUAGUGAGAAAGAGUUGAAGGUCAUUGAGAAGGAAGUAAGGAAAGAGGUAGACGAUGCAAUUGCUCAAACUAAGGAGUUAGUUCAGUCUGUUAUAACUGCUAAGUCAGCUGAGCAGUGCAAGCUUGCAUAUAUAUAG
Molecule: messenger RNA, 502 nt
Organism: Hibiscus syriacus
Lineage: Eukaryota; Viridiplantae; Streptophyta; Magnoliopsida; Malvales; Malvaceae
Product: pyruvate dehydrogenase E1 component subunit alpha-1, mitochondrial-like
Exons: 4
Coding region: 200-502 (100 amino acids)
Molecular function (GO): oxidoreductase activity, acting on the aldehyde or oxo group of donors, disulfide as acceptor
Source: RefSeq, a predicted model, not a curated record